AUGGUGGUCGGCCUGGUGGUGGUGUCGGCGGCGCUGGUGGGCUACCUGUGGUGCCUGCUGCUGCGCCGCCUGUACGAGAACACACGAGGACUGCCGUGCGCCGGCGUGUUCGCCGGGCCCUGCACCGCCGUGCUGCUGCUCAGGGACACCCAGCUGGUACGCCACGUCACCGUGCGGGCGUUCGCCGACUUCUGCGACCACCACGCCGUCAGCGGCGACCCGCUACUCGCCGGCAGCCUCAUGUUCCUCCGAGGAGGAAGCUGGCGCCGCAUGAGAGCAACUCUAAGCCCAGCGUUCACGUCUGGUCGAAUAAAAGACAUGAUGGGACUCAUGGCGCAAGUUUCUCGCAACAUGGUGGACCACAUAGACAGCAUCAUCAAAACAAGCAAGCUUGCCGAUGGUCCUGUGCCCAUGGAGAUAGAAGACCUGAUGAACAGAUACAGCAGUGACGUCAUAGCUUCCACUGCCUUCGGACACGACUGCAACUCAUUUGCAGACCGCAACAACGAAUUCUAUCGCCGAGGGAAGGACAUCACAGACUUUUCCGGGAUAAGAGCUCUUGUCAUCAUCGGACACGUGCUGUUUCCGUCGCUCAUGAAGGCGCUGGGGAUCCCCUUCGUCCGUGCGUCCAGCCGCGACUUCCUGCUGCGCCUGGUGCGGGACGCGGUGGAGGCGCGGCGGCGGUCGUCCAGCUCCAGCCGUCCGGACGUGUUGCAGCUGCUGAUAGAGGCUCGCCACGAGGACGGAACGGCGCUCACCGAGACCGAGAUGGCAGCGCAGGUGAUGUUCUUCCUGCUGGCCGGCUUCGACUCGACCACAAACCUGCUGUGCUUCACGACGUACCUGCUGGCCCUCCACCCCGACGUCCAGGCGCGCCUGCACAAGGAGCUCGACGGGUGCAGGUCUGCGGCGAGUGGGGAGAUCAGCCACGACGACCUCACGCGCUGCGACUACCUCGACUGGGUCAUUGCAGAGUCUCUGCGGCUGUUCCCGCCGGUGCCGCUGCUGGACAGGCGGUGCGGCCGCGCAUGCGCAGUGGGCGGCGGCCCCCGGCUGCAGGCUGGGGACGUGGUGGCGGUGCCGGUGCAGGGCCUGCACGCCGACCCCCUCCUCUUCCCCCGGGCCCAGCACUUCCUGCCAGAGCGCUUCCGGCGGCCGGACCAGGUGCCGCUGGGCGCUUACCUGCCGUUCGGCGCCGGACCCAGGGCCUGCAUCGCGAAACGCUUCGCCCUGAUGGAGAGCAAGGUGGCGCUGUCCGCGCUGCUCUCACGCUACAGCCUGCACCCGGUGGAGAAGACGCCCACCUCCAUACGACUCACCACCAGGGGACUCAACAUGACCAUCGACGGUGGCUUCUGGAUAGGCUUCAAACCGCGACUCUCAUCCACAAAGACGUGAGCGGCGGGUGGCGAAGCGAAGUAAACGGCUCGCGCUUUACACGUCGCAGACUGCACAGGGGAACACGGCGUGUUCC
Messenger RNA from Schistocerca serialis cubense, 1474 nucleotides. Its product is annotated as cytochrome P450 9e2-like. NCBI's taxonomy places the organism in Eukaryota, Metazoa, Arthropoda, Insecta, Orthoptera, Acrididae. Gene Ontology annotation, molecular function: iron ion binding; heme binding; monooxygenase activity. The transcript is spliced from 8 exons. The record is from RefSeq and is a predicted model, not a curated record. The coding region runs from base 1 to 1398 and encodes 465 amino acids.